Molecule: messenger RNA, 554 nt
Organism: Caenorhabditis auriculariae
Lineage: Eukaryota; Metazoa; Nematoda; Chromadorea; Rhabditida; Rhabditidae
Source: the annotation of a GenBank genome assembly
AUGGCUCGUACUAAGCAAACCGCCCGUAAAUCGACUGGAGGAAAGGCUCCCCGCAAGCAGCUGGCCACCAAGGUAGAUUUCACUGGAUUAGUUGAUAAUUAGCAUUGAUUUAAACUUGAAAGCUCAACAGUCAUUUCAUUAUUUUUUUUCGAUUGAAUGAAUUUGGAGUGUUAAUAUGUAGUUUUAAUAUCUAAUAUUAAAUUAUUCAUUUUCAGGCCGCUCGCAAGUCCGCCCCGGCGACUGGCGGAGUCAAGAAGCCCCACAGAUACCGUCCUGGAACCGUCGCUCUCCGCGAGAUCCGACGCUACCAGAAGUCGACGGAGCUUCUGAUCCGCAAACUGCCGUUCCAGCGCCUUGUCCGCGAGAUCGCCCAAGACUUCAAGACCGAUCUUCGGUUCCAGUCGUCGGCCGUGAUGGCUCUCCAGGAGGCCGCCGAAGCGUACCUCGUUGGUCUUUUCGAAGACACCAACUUGUGCGCCAUCCACGCCAAGCGAGUCACCAUCAUGCCCAAGGACAUCCAGCUUGCGCGACGCAUCCGAGGAGAACGAGCCUAA